UUGCUAGGUAGACUCGCGGCGCGUAGAACCGAAUCACGCCAGUAUCUGGACCCAGUGUCGUGGACACUUUCGAAUCACGCUGGCCAAAAGUGGAAAGACGCUCAUUAUGGACGCUCAUUAACCCAUACUCUAUCAUAGUCGGUGCGACAACGAGCCACGCGCAUUGCAACAACAGUAGCGUCUAGAGAAGACGGGUGAUCAAUCCCGAAUUGGAUUAAGAUUUGCCUUCUUUCGGCAAAUCUCUUAAAGUCCGCAAAGUCAACGCGGAACGAGAUUCGGCCAACGAACAGAAGCUGUCGUUUAUCUGAAAAAUUCAUAAAAAGCAAUCCUGGGUCGGGUCGGGUUAUCGUUUAUCGGCGGUGACAUUGGCACGGCGAUUGAUCAGCACGCGAUGCCAAUUAAGUGACUUCGCGGCCUCCUUCCUGCCGAGACACCUGCCGUGCUCACUACAGGAGAGAAGGUUCUAUCACGAAGGGGUGAAUCAUAACGAUAGAUCGAAAUGGCGUUCGCGUGGCAUCUAAUAUCAAUCUUUUUCUUAAUGGUUACCUGGGGUGAACCUUGUACGGAGUACGGAUGUCCAGGUCGGCCGCAGUACGAACCCUUCGUACCCGCGCCUCCAGGACUCACCCCCCAAUGCGCGCCACCGGGGCAGACCUUCUGCGAAACCCCAGAUCAUUAUCCUCGACAACUCAUCAAGUUUCUCGUCGACAAAUGCAGCUUCGACUUUAACACCGCGCUGCAAGAUGAAUCCCGCAAUGAUUUUAACGCUUACAGUUCUCCACCGGAUUAUAAUCAAGGCUAUGAUUAUCCACGACAAGACGAUAGUCAAUUAUACUCGCAGUCUCCUCUUGGAGGAGAGCCAGCUCCAGUGUAUGGACCUCCAUCCAAUAAUAGUCGUUAUCAUGGUUACAAAUAUUCUGCAUCGCCAUACUUGCAAAGAAAUCCUUUUCUUCCGGAAGUAACGUUGAAGUAUCAUCACGACAUCCAACGACAAAUCGAGCGUGCCCAUUCGCAAGAAUCUAUAAACGUAUUUGAGUCAAACCAAUCGUGGCUGACGAAUAGGUACGAAAUAUCACACGGAGAAGUUAAAAAUGAUGACUUCUCCUUGCAUACGCCUACUAUAUAUAUACAGUAUUCGCGAGGUGACAAGAUAGCACCGCGAAGUUACAGCGUAAACCCGUUAUUGGGAUACGCAAAACUUAAGGGCGACCGAGUAAAAAGGCAGUCGGAUUCGGAAAUCAUCUCUCUGUGUCCCACACGAGCCCAAUAUAUCGCUCCUCGAGCCGCUUUGAACAAAGAGGGUAAUUGGAUGUAUGUUGUUAACAUUCCUGGACAAAACAAGUAUUCGCAGCUCGUCAGAAGUGAGAAAUGUUUGAAUGACGUGUGCGACGGUAUAUGCUCCAUUCCGGAGGGGUACAAGAGUAGAUGCCAGCAACAAUUCGUGCAAAAGAGACUAGUCGCACUCGAGGGAAGCGGAAAUCGACUUUACACCGAUUUAUUCUGGUUUCCACACGGUUGCUCGUGCCAGAUCAUACCGAAUUUCUAAGGAUACUGCGACUACGGCGUCGUGCUAUAGCGUGAAAGGGUUAAUUUCAGGGGGUAAACGCUAUUAAAUGCGGUCGUGUACGUUAGUCUCUUCACGAUUGUAAUUUUGCGACAUAGAGCGCGCCUGGCAACAGCAUUGAAAGUGGAUACCGAUAAUGUAGUGUUCUAUGAACGGUGUGUACCCGAGUAAAAGUGUGUAUCGCGACACGUAUUACCAGCGGUGUAAGACAGAGGCGGAUACACGUUGUCAGUUUAUCGUUAAUUGCAAUUGUUAAUUGCGAAUCACGAACAGCAUAAUUCUGUUAAAUGCGUCAAUGAACGCACUCAACGUGUUUCUCUGCGAUUGAUAGAUGGAAAAUCUUUCAGCGAGAGAUGUCGCUAUACCGAUAUCAUUACUCGCAUCGUACAUUUAAAUACUUAUAUAUACGAAUCUUUUAUAUACUUUAUUGAUUAUAGCAAAAUCAUCUCGAAUAUUUUUUAUUUAUGUUUUAGCAUCCUCGAUCACUGAUUCAUUAAGCAUUCUACAGAGAUAGAUCGCGAAAUUGCGCGCUAUUAUCACAGAUUAUUAAUUCUACGUAUAGUUUUUAAUUAAUGUUAUUUUUUUUGUUUCAACAAUAUGUGAGAAUUUUAUUUAGGGGAUGUUUCAAAACAAAUAGUUGUAUGUUAAGAUUAUUUAUACAAUAUAAGUACUUCAAUGAGAAAAGGACGGCGGAAGAAAAUCUCGUAAUUAUAUAAUAUAACAGCAAAUCUUUUCUACGUGAUAUUAAUAUGCGAAUGAAUAACGAAGACAAUUCAUU
This is a messenger RNA of Acromyrmex echinatior (Panamanian leafcutter ant), 2342 nucleotides long. It is a transcript of the gene spz5, whose product is annotated as spatzle 5 Toll-1 receptor. Gene Ontology annotation, molecular function: Toll binding; growth factor activity. Lineage: Eukaryota; Metazoa; Arthropoda; Insecta; Hymenoptera; Formicidae. Gene Ontology annotation, biological process: innate immune response; central nervous system formation. Gene Ontology annotation, cellular component: extracellular region. The record is from RefSeq and is a predicted model, not a curated record.